AUGGGCUGGAAACCUCAAAACAUCAUACAACGUAGGUCCAGGUACACAUAUGGAUUUCAUCUUAAAGAACCAUUUAGAGCGGGAAUAGAUCCAGAACAACUUAGGGUUAAUUAUGAUGGGGACUUUGAUUGUAAAUGGAGAUUUAGGAAGAUGAUAGAAAAAGGUCAGAUAGUGGAGUAUGGACAGACAUUUACAUUUGAAGCGUAUGAUAGAGCCACUACAGUAGAAGAAAAAUGUGAAGAGAGAUUUGUAGAUCUAUAUAGAUCUACCCAUGAAGAUCCUCAAUACUGUAUAGAGGAGGACUGUAGCUUAGUAGGAACAAUAACACUUAUACCACCAUCAGAUGGAUGGCCAGAUGAGUGGGAUCAUGGUCUACACCUUAUUGUUGGUGAGACUGAGUUCACUGUGAAGGAUUUAAAUCUUGAUACACCUGGCAAGACUAUGAAGCACAAAUGGAUUUUCUGUAAUUACAAACAGUAG
Ruditapes philippinarum (Manila clam) is the source of this 480-nucleotide messenger RNA. RefSeq lists its product as uncharacterized. Bases 1 to 480 code for a protein of 159 amino acids. The record is from RefSeq and is a predicted model, not a curated record. The transcript has a single exon. Lineage: Eukaryota; Metazoa; Mollusca; Bivalvia; Venerida; Veneridae.